Sorghum bicolor (sorghum) is the source of this 1533-nucleotide messenger RNA. RefSeq names its product transcription factor FER-LIKE IRON DEFICIENCY-INDUCED TRANSCRIPTION FACTOR. The transcript has 3 exons. Gene Ontology annotation, molecular function: sequence-specific DNA binding; protein dimerization activity; DNA-binding transcription factor activity. Gene Ontology annotation, biological process: regulation of DNA-templated transcription. Bases 80 to 1180 code for a protein of 366 amino acids. The record is from RefSeq and is a predicted model, not a curated record. Gene Ontology annotation, cellular component: nucleus. Lineage: Eukaryota; Viridiplantae; Streptophyta; Magnoliopsida; Poales; Poaceae.
CAAUCAAGGUCACCAGCAAGCAUUUCCGAUCCCUUUCCAACAAGAUCAGCACGACGACCACCACUUGAAGUCUUGAAGCAUGGACAUGGAGCACCAGCUGCAGCAGCUGCUGCACUUGGAGCACUUCAUGCCCAGCAGCCCGGGCUUCUUUGCCGUCGACAGCGGCCAAGACCCCGCCCAUUUCCCAAACGGCGGCUUGUUCGUCGAGCCGCACGUCGGCGCCACCGACGACGACGGCGGGUGGGUGGAGGACCUCAUGCAGCUCGGCGAGGAGCUGUUCGGUGGCCAGGCCGAUGGCGACGACGAUGUCAAUGGCACCGGCGCCGGCGGCAUGCUGGGAGACGACGAUCACUACCAGCAGCAGUGGCAGUGCGACGACGACGACGACGGCGGCGGCUCCCCAGACGGCCCUCCACCGAGCAUAUCCUUGGACGACGACGCAAGCCCCCCUUCUGGGGAGCAAGGCGCUGGGGAGGCCGGGGAGCUCGCCUCCGAGCCGCACCCGCUCCGCGAGGACGGCGACGACGUGUCCGCCGGUGCGACGCGGAAGAGGAGGGACCGGUCCAAGACCAUCGUGUCCGAGCGCAAGCGGAGGGUCCGGAUGAAGGAGAAGCUCUACGAGCUUAGGUCGCUCGUCCCCAACAUCACAAAGAUGGACAAGGCGUCCAUCAUCGCCGACGCGGUGGUGUACGUGAAGAACCUGCAGGCGCACGCCAGGAAUCUCAAGGAGGAGGUCGCGGCGCUGGAGGCCCGGCCGAUGUCGCCAGCUAGCCGACAGGAGCAGCCGCAGCCGCAGCACGGCCGCCGCGCGGGGGCGGCGGGCCGACGCCAGCAGCAGCAGCACGCGGGGAGUUCGGUGGGCUCCGGCGCCCGGGUGAUGCACGUGGGCGCGGCGCAGGUCGGCGAAGGCAGGUUCUUCGUGACGGUGGAGUGCGAGCGGCGAGACGGCGUGGCGGCGCCGCUCUGCGCGGCCGCCGAGUCGCUGGCGUGCUUCCGGGUGGAGAGCUCCAGCAUCGGCCGGUCGGGCCCGGACCGCGUCGUGUCAACGCUCACGCUCAAGGUGGUGAGCCAACGAGUAGGAGGAGAUGCAGCCAUCGGCGAGGCCUCCGUGAAACUUUGGAUGAUGGCGGCGCUUCUCAAGGAAGGCUUCCGGCCCGAAGCGACGGUCCAGAUGUCAUGAUCCGAUCAACGUGGCGGUCCACCAGCUGCUAAUGCUCAUACCCCGGGUUUCUGUUGUUCUGUUUAUAUAUAUAUAUAUAUAUAUAUAUAUAUAUAUAUAUAUAUAUAUACAAUUAAGCUGCUGUAAAUGUCUGGACUAUAGAGUGUUUCUAAAGGGAAUUAAUCAUCAUCAAGAUUCAAGCCAGGACUCGUCAACUCUCCGCUUCCAAUGUCUCAACUGAUUUUUCGUUUGUUCCUUUUGUACCUUUUUUCCCCCAGAAUUAUUAGUUUACUGUACUUGUACCUAGGUGAUGUGUAACACGUUCUUGGCUCGGGCAAUCCUAAUGUGAUAUCGAGACCGUUCAUCCGAUGGCA